AUGAACGAGCGAACGGUUUGGCAAGCCUCGAACUUUCGCGACUGUCUGGAUUGGUUUCCGACGAAUCCGAGGCGAAAUAAUAUGGAACUGAACCUCAAUUCGAACUCGCUGCUGGGCCCAGCUGGUGGCUACUAUUCUUACAACACUGCCUCGGGCUUCCGACUCCAGUGCGCACUAACUGCGGAGAUUGGCUGCGAUGCAGCGCCGCAACGUCCGCGUGCGCCUUCCCGUAGCUUGUCUCUCGCUUGCGCCGUUGUCAUUCAUCAGAGGCUCGCCUCAGUCCAUCACCCACUUCGCCUCCGCGUAGUGCCGUCCACUCGGUCUCGCGACAUCUCCUCUUGCGUCGUCACCAGGUAUAGAAAGCAGGUUAAGCUGGCGCCCAUCGGGAUCUCCCAGCUCCAACUCGACUGCGAGUAUCCUCCAGUCCCUUCCGAUGGAGCGGGACUGGAAGAGGGGUACCGCAAUUCCGAGGAGAUGGGUACAUUACUGGCUCAUCCCCCCAAUUCGGACGUGACGAAUGGAAGCCGAGAUCCCACUCAUGUACUCCUGAGUCCCCGAGUUGGCGGCACAAACAACCCGUUUCAUCCCAUGAGCAGGAGGUCGUUGUCCCAGAAACGCAUGCAGGAGCCGUCGCCGCAUCUUCUUUUGAAGCUGUUCAAGAGUCAGCGUAGUCUUGAGGAUGAAGACCCCCCACACGACUUAGACUUGAGGGCGGAGCUUAACGAUGACGACAGCGGAAAAGAUCACAAGAAGGAUCAUGGUCAUGUUUCAAUGUUCGGAGACAACGCAGUGUUGCAACAUUGUAGCAGCAGCCUCUCUGGUCAUUUUGGGGGUCCCAAGAAGAACUGGCGACAAUCAGCCUUUUACUUCUCUACCCUCCUGAUUAUCAUAUUCUUCCUGCUCAAGAUCAUGUACGUGGGGUUGUUUUCCGCUCAGGACCAUUCUCCAGACGUCUUGGAGUACCAUGAUAGGACGAUUUUAUUGAAUCCUUUUAAACUGGAAUCAAGUAACGCCAUCGAUGAGAGCAAGAAUGGCAAUAUCCUUGCCAGUUCCUCAAUUCUGAAGAUGCCCAAUCGGCGAGGCAUCCCGGAACAGUUUAGUCAGGCUUCAGGUCCUGGUGAUCUGUGGGGAAAGCCAGCCAGUCAGAUGUAUGGCCAGUGCAUCGAUCGAGCUAAGAAGGCAGAGAAGCCUGGAGUAGCGACAAAUGGAUACAUUCUAGUAAAUGCAAAUGGCGGUUUGAAUCAGAUGCGUGCAGGAAUUUGUGACAUGGUGGCAAUUGCUAAGCUGAUGAAUGCUACACUUGUCACCCCCAAACUUGACCACAGCUCUUUCUGGGCAGAUCCAAGUGAAUUUAAGGACAUUUUUGACUUGAAAUAUUUCAUCGAAUCGCUCGGAGAAGACGUCAAUAUUGUGGACGCUUUACCACCACAUCUCGCCCAGCUUGAGCCUGUGACUAAAGCGCCCGUCUCUUGGUCGAAGGCAUCUUACUACGAGAAGGAACUGCUACCCCUCCUUAAGCAGAGCAAGGUGCUGUACUUCACUCACGCCGACUCAAGGCUGGCAAACAAUGAUCUGCCUGAUUAUGUGCAGCAUCUGAGAUGUCGAGUCAACUACCAAGCGCUCCAGUACUCGGAACCCAUUCGACGAUUGGCGAGCACCCUCACCAAUCGCAUGCGUAAGAAGGGUCCUUACUUAGCUUUGCAUCUGAGAUUCGAGAAGGAUAUGCUCGCGUUUACAGGAUGUGCGCAUGGUCUCUCCAACAAGGAGGCCGAUGAGCUGAAGCAAAUGCGUUACGAAGUCAAACAUUGGAAGGAGAAAGAGAUCGAUGGAGAGGAGAAGCGUAAGCUGGGUGGCUGCCCUCUCACUCCCCACGAAGUAGCCCUAAUGCUGAAAGCUUUAGGGUAUCCAUCCUCAACUCAAAUCUACAUCGUGGCUGGGGAAAUCUAUGGACAAGGUGCUAUGGAUAGUCUUCACAAAGAGUUUCCGAACGUGUAUAAUCAUGCUACGCUUUCAACGGAGGCAGAGCUGGCUUCCUUGAAGAAGUAUCAAAAUCGGCUUGCUGGCCUAGACUACAUGGUGGCCUUAGAGAGUGAUGUAUUCAUUUAUACGUAUGAUGGAAAUAUGGCCAAAGCUGUGAAGGGCCACCGACAGUUCGAGGGUUACCGGAAGACCAUUAGCCCUGACAGGCAGCAGCUAGUGAAGCUGAUCGACGACUAUGAAGGAGGCGCCAUCGCGUGGAAGAAUUUUGAAGGCCAGGUGCGCAAGAUCCACAGCAACCGAAUAGGGGCGCCGCGCUGGCGAAUGCCUGGAGAAUCGCCCAAGUUAGAGGAGAAUUUCUACUCCAACCCUUACCCAGGUUGUAUUUGCAAGAAGGAUCCUCCGAACCGACGUUUCCUCCGAAGACCGUGAAGAUCAGAGCUGGUAUCUUCAUCAUCUAAUUGCUCAAGUAUGCAAGCGCAUGGUUACAUGUGAGUUUUUUGUCGUCGAUUUAUUCAUUGCGAAUAGGAGUGCGAGCUGGGCGUGGACCCGACGUUAAGCACCGUAAAAGUCUUCCUGAUGGUCUUCUACAAUCACCGCAAGGAGUUUUUAGCUAUAGACUGCAGGCCCAGAUCCAGGUUCAUGCAGUUACAGUUACAAAUUCCUUAUGGGGUUAUAAUUUUUUUCCAAAAAAAUAUUCAUGGGGGUAACCGUGAGGCUUUUUUCACACUUGAUUGGCCACGAUAUAAAGUUCCCUGAAGCGUGUUCACCCCAAGCCCCGAAGAGAUUAGCUUGUGACUAGUAUUAAGUUCUGGCUGACCAACCGUCCACAGGAAUGCAACGGAACCGAUUCCUGAAUUCCACUGCUGGUGUCAGUGUAUGGUCGCCCCUUAGACAUCCUCCAUAGGUUCUUGCUCAUUUACCGGGUACUUCCCCAUUAAUUGUAAAUUCAAUAAAAACCUGAUAUUCUGGAAA
This is a messenger RNA of Physcomitrium patens, 2952 nucleotides long. Lineage: Eukaryota; Viridiplantae; Streptophyta; Bryopsida; Funariales; Funariaceae. The record is from RefSeq and is a predicted model, not a curated record.